AUGUUUCGAAAGAUGUCGCCACCAAGGACUGAAGACCGAGGCAGAAAUUUUGUCCAAACAGUGCAGCGCAUUUGGUCUUGCCAAACAGACUCCAGGCAAACUUCGUUGAACACUCCACUCCUGGCAAAGUUUGGUUCCUUCUACAAAGGCACCGCGCCAAUGCUUUGUGGCUCCGUGAUAUUCCGCUCCUUGCCUUUCGUGGUAUAUUCAGGAGCCUUCACCUUUUUGCAGCCUUGGGCUGGCUGCACGAUUCUUGGUGUUGAUGGUCGCGUGUGGGCGAGUGGGGCAAUAGCCGGGCUGGCUCGCGCCUUGGUGGAGAACCCUUGGGAGGCCCUGAAGACACAAAAACAAGUAUGGGGCACUGCAUAUCUCAAUGCCCUGCGAUCGGGAUGCAUGUGGAGAGGUGUUUCUGCAACGUGCUUCAGGAACGUGAUCCUGGUGACUAUCUUCUUCACUCUUUCCGAGAGGCUGAACAGUUCUACCACGCUUAUUGCCUUCCGAGAAUUGCCAUUUCUUCGUGGAAGCUGCGUGACUGUUUGUUGUCGCUUGGUGCAAAGCAGGCACCGGAGAUCAUCGCAUAUUAUCACUAAUUGA
Molecule: messenger RNA, 594 nt
Organism: Durusdinium trenchii
Lineage: Eukaryota; Dinophyceae; Suessiales; Symbiodiniaceae
Source: the annotation of a GenBank genome assembly